GAGAGAGAGAGGGAUCGCUUGCUUCCUGCUCCCUAAGCAGGGAUUUGCCUGCGUUGCGCGGCGCGAGGACUGCGGCUGCUGAUUUACACAGUUGGCGCGGAGGAGGGGCCGGGGUGCGGGGGGCCGAGCUGGCUGAGGCUCCGGUAUGGGCUGAUCUGGGGGCUCCCGAGCGCCGCUCCCUCGGUGCGCGAUUUGGGGGCGGCUGAUGGAUUUGCAUUCGGGUUCCAGCCUCGCGUUUUCCUAUAUUGCUUCCUAAUACCCGACCUGGCGCUCCCGGUUUAGGAGCACACGUUGUUUUGUAAUCAACCACGAAUGAUGAAACCUUCCAGAGCUGAGAUGCUUCACAGAGGGAGGAUGUUGUGGAUAAUUCUUCUAAGCACAAUUGCUCUAGGAUGGACUACCCCGAUUCCCCUCAUAGAGGACUCAGAGGAAAUAGAUGAGCCCUGUUUUGAUCCAUGCUACUGUGAAGUUAAAGAAAGCCUCUUUCAUAUACAUUGUGACAGUAAAGGAUUUACAAACAUUAGUCAGAUUACUGAAUUUUGGUCAAGACCUUUUAAACUGUAUCUGCAGAGAAAUUCAAUGAGGAAAUUAUACACCAACAGUUUUCUUCACUUGAAUAAUGCCGUGUCCAUUAACCUUGGGAACAAUGCUUUGCAGGACAUUCAGAUGGGAGCUUUCAAUGGUCUCAAGAUCUUAAAGAGGCUAUACCUACAUGAGAAUAAACUAGAUGUCUUCAGAAAUGACACCUUCCUUGGCUUGGAGAGUCUGGAAUACUUGCAGGCAGAUUACAAUGUCAUUAAACGCAUUGAGAGUGGAGCAUUUCGGAACCUAAGUAAACUGAGGGUUCUGAUUUUAAAUGAUAAUCUCAUCCCCAUGCUCCCUACCAAUUUAUUUAAGGCUGUCUCUUUAACCCAUUUGGACUUACGUGGAAACAGGUUAAAGGUUCUUUUUUACCGAGGGAUGCUAGAUCACAUUGGCAGAAGCCUAAUGGAGCUCCAGCUAGAAGAAAAUCCCUGGAACUGUACCUGUGAAAUUGUGCAGUUGAAGAGCUGGCUAGAACGCAUUCCUUACACCGCCCUGGUGGGGGACAUCACCUGUGAGACGCCUUUCCAUUUCCAUGGAAAGGACCUGCGAGAAAUCAGGAAGUCAGAACUCUGCCCCUUGUUGUCUGACUCAGAGGUGGAAGCUAGUUUGGGGAUACCUCACUUGUCAUCAAGCAAGGAGAAUGCGUGGCCAACGAAACCUUCCUCCAUGCUGUCCUCUGUCCAUUUUACUGCUUCUUCUGUUGAAUACAAGUCCUCAAAUAAACAGCCGAAGCCCACCAAACAGCCCCGAACACCAAGACCACCCUCUACAUCCCAAGCUUUAUAUCCUGGUCCAAAUCAACCGCCUAUUGCUCCCUACCAGACCAGACCACCAAUUCCCAUCAUUUGCCCUACUGGGUGUACUUGUAACUUGCACAUCAAUGACCUUGGCUUGACUGUCAACUGCAAAGAACGGGGAUUUAAUAACAUUUCUGAACUUCUUCCAAGGCCACUGAAUGCCAAAAAACUGUACCUGAGUAGCAACCUGAUUCAGAAAAUAUACCGGUCAGAUUUUUGGAAUUUUUCUUCUUUGGAUCUCUUGCAUCUGGGGAACAAUCGCAUUUCUUAUGUCCAGGACGGGGCCUUCAUCAACCUGCCCAACUUAAAAAGUCUAUUUCUCAAUGGCAAUGACAUAGAGAAGCUGACACCUGGCAUGUUCCGGGGGCUACAGAGUUUGCACUACUUGUACUUCGAGUUCAAUGUCAUCCGGGAAAUUCAGCCCGCAGCCUUCAGCCUCAUGCCCAACUUGAAGCUGCUAUUCCUCAACAAUAACUUGCUGAGGACUCUGCCGACGGACGCCUUUGCAGGCACAUCCCUGGCUCGGCUCAACCUGAGAAAGAAUUAUUUCCUCUAUCUUCCUGUGGCUGGUGUGCUGGAACACUUGAAUGCCAUUGUGCAGAUAGACCUCAACGAGAAUCCCUGGGAUUGCACUUGUGACCUGGUCCCCUUUAAGCAGUGGAUCGAAACCAUCAGCUCAGUCAGUGUGGUGGGAGAGGUGCUCUGUAGGAGCCCUGAGAACCUCACACACCGUGAUGUGCGCACCAUCGAGCUGGAAGUGUUAUGUCCAGAGAUGCUGCAUAUUGCCCCGGCUGGAGCGUCCCCCGCCCACCCUGGAGAUUCUCACUUUGCUGGGGGCCCAACGAGUGCAUCACCUUAUGAAUUAUCUCCUCCCGGGGGCCCUGUGCCACUUUCUGUGCUGAUCCUCAGCCUGCUGGUUCUGUUCUUUUCCGCAGUCUUUGUUGCUGCGGGCCUCUUUGCCUAUGUGCUCCGGCGGCGUCGGAAGAAGCUGCCCUUUAGAAGUAAGCGGCAAGAAGGUGUCGACCUCACAGGCAUCCAGAUGCAGUGCCACCGGCUGUUUGAGGACGGUGGAGGUGGUGGUCGUGGAAGUGGGGGUGGAGGCCGACCCACGCUUUCUUCGCCAGAGAAGGCUCCUCCCGUGGGUCAUGUGUACGAGUAUAUCCCCCACCCGGUUACCCAGAUGUGCAACAACCCCAUCUACAAGCCUCGCGAGGAGGAAGAAGUGGUUGCUUCAGCAGGGCAGGACGCAGGGAGCACAGAACGUGGGUGUGCUGGGACACAAGCACCGGGAAUGGGCGAGGUUCUCCUAGGAAGCGAGCAGUUUGUGGAGACCCCAAAGGAGACCCACAGCAACUACCGGACCUUGCUGGAGAAAGAGAAGGAGUGGGCCCUGGCAGUCUCCAGCUCCCAGCUCAACACCAUAGUGACGGUGAAUCACCACCACCCUCUUCCCCAGCACUCUGCGGCUGGUGGGGUUCCAGGGGUCGUUGGGGGAGCUGGGGGAGACUUGUCUGGGUUCCGCCACCAUGAGAAGAAUGGUGGGGUGGUGCUGUUUCCCCCCGGGGGAGGCUGUGGUGGUGGCAGUAUGCUACUUGACCGUGAGAGACCACAGCCGGCCUCCUGCACAGUUGGAUUUGUGGACUGUCUGUACGGCACAGUGCCCAAAUUAAAGGAGCUACAUGUCCACCCCCCUGGCAUGCAAUACCCAGACUUACAGCAGGACGCCAGGCUCAAAGAAACCCUUCUCUUCGCAGCUGGAAAGGGCUUCACAGACCACCAAACCCAAAAAAGUGAUUACCUCGAGUUAAGGGCCAAACUUCAAACAAAGCCGGAUUACCUCGAAGUCCUGGAAAAAACAUCCUAUAGGUUCUAACGGAAAGAAGAAAAUAAAUUAGUGAUCUUUUUUUUUCCCAAAAGAAAAGGAAAAUAAAAGAAAUAUAUCCCUUGCUCCUUUUACACUUGUCUCAAUAUCUCCAUCCUCACAAUCUUCCCUGCCCUGAACAGAAUUGAAAGCGCAUGAUAACUACAGAAUUCAGAUGGAUGCUCUCCCCUCUCAGAGUGGUUUGGAGGAAGGGCCAUACUCAGAUCAUUAAUCAAUGAAGUGCCUUCGCAGACUUUUGCCAGCAAAAGUUAUCAUUAUUUUUUAUACUGAAACUUGAGACUUUGACUGUGCCAUGCAUAAGGUAUAUUGAGGAUCAUUGUAUUGAUCCCAAUUAAGUAAAAUUCAAUGUGUCUUUUAUUUUCAGUAACUUUUUUCUUUAAUUGGAGUUUUGUUUGAAAAGGAGGGGGGGAAAUUGACAUUUGUGGCUCCCUUCCCUCUUCCCAUCACGGCACAGUUUCUGUACAUGUAUUAACAAUGCAGUUUGCUGCAUGCCUGAAAACUGCAAGACGGGAGGGAGGGGGCGGGUCUUGCUCGAAUGUUCUCACUCAAUCUUUUGUCUCUCUCACACACUCUUAUAGGCAAACCACAAAUCCCUGCAGACAAUUAGGUUCCUAAACUUGCAGUUGUUGCACACACACACACACACACACACACACACACACACACACACCGCUCCCUUCUAACCCAAUCUGCUUAGUUCGGGUUUGAUCUAUCUCUCUCCUCUCCAUGUCUUCACCUUCCCUCACUCCUAGUGUACAGCUCAGAGCUUCUCUCCCAGGACCCUGGGAAAAGUCACACUCGAGGCUGGAUCCUACCGAAGUGAAGGCCCGGUGGUUUAACAGCUGGAAACACACCUAGGGAUAAGCACCCUCUUUGUGACACUUCAUCCUGAUGCCAAGAUUUUUUGGAGAACAUCUGCACUUUCUUAUAUAUAUCUAUAUAUAUAAUAUUAAAAAUAAAAGAGCAACUGGAUAUAUAUAUAUAUAUAUCACUAACAGCUUUGUAGGAAGCACUUUUAAUGUUUUCUCUCACACACAAAGGUUCAAAAGAAAUGUGCAUAUAUUUAUUCUGUAAUUUCAGUGAUUAUAAAUUGUAAAGGUAAUGUUUAAUCAUUGUAUAGUGAUUAUGCGUCUGGUAUAGCUUCCCAAUAAAAAGAUUUUGAAAAUCAUAAUACAUUAUAUAUAGAGGAUACAAAGCUUGAAAUUCAAAGCUUCAGCUAUGCCAUACGUUUUGUGCUCCCAUUUAAAAGUAAUUAUUUCUUUUACUUGUUAUUCAGAAAGCUAAUUUUUUAACAAGUUUGAUGCACUGUGAUAUUGAUAAAUCUUAUAAUCCAUCUCCCCUACUCCAUACCACAAUACAUGUAGGACUUAAUAAUGUCUGAAUUAUAGUUCAUUUCUUUUUCUUGGACUGUGAAUUUCAAAUUUAGUACCCCAACAAGGCACUCUUUCAUAGGCAUGAUGCUAUUGGGAGAAAAUAAAGUAACUAGAUUGCUAAGAAGUAUAGAAUUAUCAGAUGAAGGCAAUCAAGAAUCCAUGCAUCUUAGGCUAGUAAACGACACAAAGCAAAUAGAAAGUGAAAUUGCUAUCUUUUAAAAAUAUGCACUAAAAUUAUAUAUGGACCGAUACUCCACUCCCACCUCCCCACACUUGACACAAUCAAAAUCAAAAGCCUUGAAGUGAUGCCAAUUUGACUGUCAGAAAUAUAAUAUUUAGCCACUGUUUCUCCUAACCACUGAUGGCAAAGGACCCCAGUAAUGUUUGAACUUAAAACAGAGAAUGCUGAAUGAGUGCUAUUUUACAUAUGAUAGUGGGAUGAUGUGGAAAAACUAACUUGACAAUAAUACAAGUUAUGUUCCAUUUGCCUGUGCAUGAAACCAAAGAAAUUGGGUUUGAGGAUGCCAGUAUUUUGAUAAAGAAACCUGAAUUUUGAGCCAGGCAGGGAUCUUGCUAGGCCAGUAGAGGGCAGCAGAGCUCCAACCAGCCACAGACUCCGCAGCUACAGAAUUGCAGUGAGACCAGUGUUUUGUGCCAGUUUCCUCAAGCUGCUCUUAGUAGAAAUUAUCAUUACGUGUUGAAUGUAAUUCAUCAUAAGUCACUGAUGCCUUACAUCACAUUUUUCCCACAAAAAAGAAUAAGACCAGCAUUUUUUAAAGCUGAGUGAUAGGUAAAGCAUUAAGGAACUGUAUUAAAGAAAAGACCUAAGGAUAUCUAGACUCCAUGUAACCCUUGAUUAAUUAUGUAUAACUAUCAUCAAAGGAAGCCAUCAAAAUUAAAUAUACAAAUAUAACACAAAAAAGUGCAACUUUUCUGUACUAUCUUGCAUUUGAUGUGUUGAACCUAAAACUUUGACCGUCAAUUAUUUGAUGCAUAUUUUACAAUUACAUAGGGGGGGAAAAAAAACACCACGGACAUAAUUUACCAUAACUUUAUGGAAAAUACUAAAAUGAAGCUGUUCUUAUUCAAGACAGUCAGCCCAACUAUUAAAUAUGCUAUUUUUCUUCUCUUUUGCUCUUUUCUCCUUUUGAUUUUUGAGACAGGGUCUCACUA
Messenger RNA from Fukomys damarensis (Damara mole-rat), 5810 nucleotides. It is a transcript of the gene Slitrk3, whose product is annotated as SLIT and NTRK like family member 3. Gene Ontology annotation, cellular component: GABA-ergic synapse; postsynaptic density membrane. NCBI's taxonomy places the organism in Eukaryota, Metazoa, Chordata, Mammalia, Rodentia, Bathyergidae. The record is from RefSeq and is a predicted model, not a curated record. Gene Ontology annotation, molecular function: protein binding. Bases 313 to 3255 code for a protein of 980 amino acids. Gene Ontology annotation, biological process: positive regulation of synapse assembly; regulation of presynapse assembly; axonogenesis. The transcript has 2 exons.